AUAUUGUCCGAAUGAUGCUAAUGUCAAUACAUGAAUAUAUAUCAAUAUACAAAUUAUAGUUCAGUAAGUGGUAGAAUACCAAGGUAAACAGCAGAUCUAUUUAACAUUGUCAAAAUGUACAAACUAUUAAUUUUGCUUACCGCAUGUUGUAUGGAUCUAUACACAUGUCAGGACUUAACAGAACAGAAAGUAGGAUAUUUUAACAGACUUAACCAUGCAGUGAAACUUACAGACAAUGCUUUGAAAUAUUCCUCAAAACAGAAUAAAGUAUUGCCCGUAUCUCGCUUGGUUAUUACCAAAGAUGACGUCAUUAAUCGCGCGGAGGAAGUCUUGUCGUCAGGAUUGCUAGACAACCCGCUUUUCGAAGUCAGUAGCUUGUGUUUAAACAACACGAAACUUUUUAUUGAAGCUCUUAUUCGAAAUGAAGACUGGGCUGUGAGAAUGUUUGAUUCUAUGGGAAAGCCAGGCAGUGACUUACUAGAUGGGAACAUUAGAUGGAUAGGUAACUGGGAGGAAUGCAGAGGGGUUGUAGCGACAGAAUAUUAUGAUAAUUAUACCACUGUGCUUCAUCCGUAUAAGGGAAAGUAUUGUACAGGAUAUAUACCAAUCCAGCCGCCGCAACAGGUGUAUAUUCAAAUUGGUAUGUGUUUUCCUGAUACGUGCAGCGAAGCAGACACCAGUGCAUUGCUGAGAACACUUCAAAGUUUGCUGUCUCAAGGGAAACCAUUUAAUCCAGGAGGCUGCCUGUGCAAGGAAAACUCACUAGAAUAUUCCGAUAAAGCUAUCACUGUUAUUGUGAUUUGUGGUGUUUUUGGGACGAUCAUUUUACUAGCGACACUUUAUGACGUCAUUGUGGAACAUUUUCUUUCAAAAAGAUCAAAAGGCUACGCACCUUUAAUGCAGAAUGGAAACGAUUAUGGAUCAACUGGUCAUCGCAAGGUCAACGGCAAUGUUCGAAAUGGCCAUAAUAUCAAGGAAACCUCUGUUCAUGGCGAUAUAAUCGGAAAGGAAAGCAGAUCUUAUCGACAGGAACCUGUUUAUUCCUAUUACACACCAGGUAUCUUUGGAAGACUUCUUCUGUCCUUCUCUGUAUAUACAAACGCUGCCAAAAUUCUGAAUACAAACCAACCUGCAGCUACUCUGACCAGUGUGAAUGGUAUCCGAUUCAUUAGUAUGACCUGGGUCAUUCUAGGUCACUCGUAUUUCUUUGGGCUUUCACAAGUCGAGAAUGCAGCAACAUAUCUGCCACAACUCUACAAGCGUUUCACCUUUCAAGCAAUUUCGAAUGCGACUGUAGCGGUUGAUACAUUCUUCGUGUUAAGUGGGUUGUUGGUGUCAUACCUAUCUCUGCGUGAAAUGGAGAGGCGAGGAGGAGCACGUAAAUUUAACUGGAUUAUGUUUUACUUUCAUAGAUUCUGGAGACUUACACCACCGUACAUGCUAUUCAUAAUGUUAUAUGUACCGACAUUCAAAUACUGGGCUGAUGGUCCAUUUUGGCCUCAACAAGGUGUUGAAGAUAAUGAAUGCAAUGAAACAUGGUGGACAAACCUGCUAUACGUCAAUAAUUUUGUUAAAACAGACAAAAUGUGUAUGGGUUGGAGUUGGUAUUUAGCAAAUGACAUGCAGUUUUAUGUGAUAAGCCCUAUCAUGCUGAUCCCAUUAUAUUAUUCACCGCUCCUAGGAAGUAUGUCUUGCAUGUUACUUGCUCUAGUCGGCUUCAUCAGCGCAGGCGUUAUUUCCAAAACUAAUCACUUUGAAAUGGGUGUUGAAAACAAUGAUAAUUUCGACAAGUUGUACAUCAAGCCAUAUACUCGAGUUGCUCCAUAUGUUGUCGGAUUCUUCACUGGCUUCCUACUGUACAAAACAAAUUGCAAGGUCAAAAUGCCGAAGGUUAUUAACAUGUUUGGCUGGGCUGUUGCCACCACGUUUGCAAUGCUAGCUCUCUAUGGACUGUAUACACCCGAUGGUGGAACUAAACACCUAAACGAAGACGUCACGGCGUUCUAUAAUGCGUCGUUCAGAACCGCGUGGGGAAUGGCGGUCGCAUGGGUUAUAUUUGCGUGCGCAACUGGAUAUGGUGGACCUGUAAAUGCAUUGUUGUCAUGGAAAGGCAUAAUUCCUCUCAGUCGGCUGACCUAUUGUGCAUACUUGGUUCAUCCUAUCGCAAUGGACCUGUACUACAAGAGCAGAAAAACUCUAAUGAAUUGGUACGAUCUAGAAAUAAUCUAUCUUUUCCUUGGUAACCUGUGUAUAUCCUACGCUGCCGCAUUCAUUAUAUCACUGGCGUUCGAGUCGCCGAUGAUGGGACUGGAAAAGGUGUUAUUGAAAAGGAACAAGAAUAGUUAACCGAACAUUCUACUGAAGAAUAAAUAUUUUGUCAUUGGAAUGAAUUCUAAUGGCUUUCUAGACAAAAUUCAAGCUUUCAUUCGCUUUAAACAAACACUUAAUGUAAAGUAAAACUAUUAUAGAAAUAAUGAUAUAUUUUACAAAUAUGUAUAGUCAGAAUAAAACUGUUAUUUUUCAUGUAAUAUAUCGUAUAAAUGAAUCAGUUGGAAUAAUAAUCAUUAUGAUAGUUUCCAUUUCUUUAAGCCUCGAUUUUAGUAUCAAGUCAUUUCAACAUUCUGUAUAAAGAUUUACUGGAAUAUGAAAAUAAUAAAAAAGUUGAUAAAAUUGUA
Mercenaria mercenaria is the source of this 2675-nucleotide messenger RNA. Its product is annotated as nose resistant to fluoxetine protein 6-like. Gene Ontology annotation, molecular function: acyltransferase activity, transferring groups other than amino-acyl groups. The coding region runs from base 115 to 2346 and encodes 743 amino acids. The transcript has 16 exons. NCBI's taxonomy places the organism in Eukaryota, Metazoa, Mollusca, Bivalvia, Venerida, Veneridae. The record is from RefSeq and is a predicted model, not a curated record.